Messenger RNA from Chelonus insularis, 1307 nucleotides. RefSeq lists its product as uncharacterized. The coding region runs from base 173 to 1189 and encodes 338 amino acids. The record is from RefSeq and is a predicted model, not a curated record. Lineage: Eukaryota; Metazoa; Arthropoda; Insecta; Hymenoptera; Braconidae. The transcript is spliced from 3 exons.
AGGUGGCACUUUUCCCCUUCCCUGAAUACAUUUAUUCAUUCCCUUUAUUUUUCAUCAUGGAUUAGAUUGUACAAAACCGUAUUUCCGACAGUCACUGAUAACAUCAAGGAUAAUAUUUAAUGUCUUCAUAUUACUUAAAUCAGGAAAUUUUUCGUCUGUUUGUCAUUUCAUAAUGUUCCAUGAUGGCCAGUAUUUGGAAGUCAUUAAGGCUUCUGAUAAUUGUCUGGCUACAGUAAUUGUAACAGUAAAAGAAAAAGUAGUUAAAAUUGAUAAGGAAAAAAUAUCUACAAACAAAUGGUUAAGUUUAGAAGAUUGGUAUGAACUUUAUAAAAUCAUUCAAAAAGCAAUUUUAAGAAAUAGCAAGGCAAGCAAGGAAAAAGACAAGUGUAAUAUUUUGGAAAAAAAGAAAUCUACUAAACGCUUAGAUAUUGUUUACACUAUCGAGCCACCUGAAGACAUUAAAAGUAAAAACUCAUUGCCUACUGUUAAAGUGAGAGUAUCACCAGCAAAAAGAUUAUCACGAAUAGCAAGUACACCAAUUUCUAGGAACAAAACAGAAACUAUUGAAAAAACCAAUCAGACUGUAAAUGAAGCAUUAGAUGCAUUAUUCAAUACUCCAGAAGCUAAAAUACAACGAUUGAUGGGAGAAGAAGAUCCUUAUCAUCCUGAAGAAUAUGUUCCAACAGACUUAGUAAAUAAACAAAAAAUACAGGAAGAUUUAAAAUAUGUUCCUAGUAGAAAAAGCUUACUAAGACAAUUAAAACAAUCUAAUGAAUCAAAUUCCAACGAAUAUUCUCCGCCUUUGACGAUCAAACAGAGUUUAUCGAUAAAAGAUGAAGUGGGAUAUGUGCCAAAUCCAAUUUCAAGUCUUGAAAAAGUCAAACAUGAUGUGUAUGAUCCAUGUGGAGUAAAUAGUCUACCUCGUGAACUUAGCGAAGCUUAUAUACCAAGUUCGAAGAGUUCUAAUUCAGUGGUAGAAGAGUAUCAGCCAAAUUUUCCCACGAAAGCUAUGCAGUUUGAUGAUAGUUAUGUACCAUCAUUAAAGAAAUCUAUAGAUCAAACUAAGAAUAAAGAUAUUGGAAAGAAGAGAAGUCGAAAAGAAAACGAAAUUAUGAAAGCACGAAAAAAAAUGUUUUUAGAUAACAAUAAGAAACCAUUGAAUGAUAAGAAUCCAAAGCAAAAAUUUUAGAAAAACUUUUUACAAUCUACAAUCUUCAUAUUUAUUUUCUUACUUUGAAAGUAGAUCACGAUAAAUUCAGGAGAAAUAUUCGCACAUUGUCUCUAUUUUUAUAUGAAAGUUAUUUCAA